Coprinopsis cinerea okayama7#130 is the source of this 2346-nucleotide messenger RNA. RefSeq names its product palmitoyltransferase AKR1. The coding region runs from base 1 to 2346 and encodes 781 amino acids. Gene Ontology annotation, cellular component: Golgi membrane. Gene Ontology annotation, molecular function: protein binding; palmitoyltransferase activity. Gene Ontology annotation, biological process: protein palmitoylation. The record is from RefSeq and is a predicted model, not a curated record. NCBI's taxonomy places the organism in Eukaryota, Fungi, Basidiomycota, Agaricomycetes, Agaricales, Psathyrellaceae. The transcript is spliced from 5 exons.
AUGAUGGUGGUUCAGAAGAAAGAAAUUUUGGUGAAAGAAAUCGUGAUUUACCCGAAUCUUAUCAUCCGCCAAGUCAGGUGGCCCGUGCGAAAACGACAACAAACGGGGAUAGUUAACGCCCAGAGUGCUCGGCAGCGUUGGCGGUGCACCGUAGACGACGAGCAAACUUGGUUGUCUGCUGACGACGACUACGCCGCCAUGGAUGACCUGGUGACCCCAAAAUCGCAGCCUUCAGAGUCGUUGGUGAACGUCGAAACGGCCAGCGCUACGAAUCUUUCUUUCUCCCAACCACCAGUCGCACAGAACGGCGACAAUGAGAUGAAUAUCUUCGUCGCCGCGCAACGUGGAGACGUCAAUCAUCUACGGUAUCUCAUCGAGUCUGGCAAGGCGAGGGCGACCGACCGCGACGACCAGAACGUUACCCCGCUGCAUUGGGCAGCGAUUAAUGCCCAUGUUGCAGCGUGUCGUUAUCUUCUGGAGCAAGGUGCCGAGGUCGAUGCGCUGGGCGGGGACCUCGUCGCGACGCCUAUGCAGUGGGCGGCGCGAAAUGGCUACCUAUACAUUAUUCACCUGCUCAUCGCCCACAACGCCGACCCCAAUAUUUGCGAUUCUCAAGGAUACAACACGCUUCAUCUUGUCACCCAUUCGUCGUCCAUUAUGCCACUGCUGUAUCUACUUCACCAGCCCAUAAACGUGGACUCCAAGGAUUCGCAAGGACAUACAUCGCUCAUGUGGGCAGCCUACCAGGGCGACGCUCUCUCAGUUGACCUGCUGCUUCGGCACGGGGCCAAUCCAAAUCUCAAAGACGACGCCGGAUUGAGUCCACUACACUGGGCGGUCGUGCGCGGCAACAAGGUCUGCAUACGACGAUUGAUCGAGAACGGUGCAGACAUCAACGCGAAGGAUGGAGAAGAUCGAACCCCAAGGGACAUGGCCGUGGAGCUCAAGAGCCUGGGUGCAUGGAAACGUGCUCUCGAGGAAGGUGGCAUGAGCGAAUAUGGAGUCAAGCGUGGCACACCGCUCAGCGAACGCAACACCAAAAUCGUCAUCUUUCUACUCCCAACAUUCUUCUUCUGGUUGCAAUUCACGACCCUUUCGAUCCUACCAUGGUACACUGGAAUUCUGCUCGCUAUGGCCGAAUUCUUCGGCAUGCAUCAUAUCGUGACGCGAGUCUUGCUCAACCGGGCAACAUACACUGACAGUGUCAACACCACACCUUACUUCGCUGGUAUCAUUACAGCUUCGAUGGUCUGGGUCGCCUAUUGUUGGGUGACACGACUAGUGCAGCAGCAAGCACAGUCACAUUCCCUCGCGCAUCUCAUGUUCGGCCUCGCACUUGGUCUCUGCGCCUACAAUUUCUUCCGUGCCAUCACACUCGACCCUGGAACAUGCCCCAAACCUGCUAGCGACGAGGAACUCAAGCAGAUCAUCGAAGAUCUCGCAAGCGAGGGCCGGCUAAACGGACAGACAUUCUGCAUUCAAUGCAUGGCCCGCAAACCAUUGCGUUCAAAACACUGUCUGGGAUCGAAUAACCAUCGGCAGUUCCUGCUCUUCGUGAUGACGCUCGUAAUCGGCGUCAUCCUCUUUGACUAUCUUACCUACGCCUACUUCUCCGACGCGACCCUUCCCGUCAAUCCUGGGGACAUCUCGGCUUCCUGUCCGCUCCCAGUUGAACUCUGCUCCGUCACGACUUACGACCCCUUCCUCAUCUCUGUCGCCGUCUGGGCAACCCUCCAGCUUUCAUGGACGUCUGUUCUUCUUGCUUCUCAGCUUUGGCAGGUGGCUCGGCAGAUGACCACUCUGGAAGUCUCCAACCUCGGACGAUACGGUUUCAUGGGUGGCCGUGCCGGCGCAAGCAUGUCUGGCCAGAUGGGUCACCGCCAACACAGACAUGGUGCUCCACAGAGUGUACCCGGUGUCGACAGCGAAGAUACAUCCCUGGUCGGUGGUGAAGGCUCAUCAAUACCCGGAGGCACUGGCCACCGACAUUCCGGCGGUGGAUUCCUCAUGAACCUUCUCGGGUUUGACCGAUUCACCAAGGGCAAGGCCGUCGAUGGCCUUGCACGAGCUGGAAAGGCGAGCAACCCUUUCGAUUUAGGUGUCGUCAGCAACUGUAAGGAUUUCUGGACGAACGGGAAGGAGUUGGGCGUGGAGUAUGAGACAUUGUAUGACGUGCCGUUGGAAGGAUUCCGAGAGGCGAAGAGGAGGAGGGCGAUGAGGGAAGAUGAUGUCGGUGAUAAUGGGAGGAAGGUUCUGGGGAGCUCGAGGUCGAGUUUGUUCAUGGGGUGGAGCAGGGGAGCGAGCGGGAGCAGGGCUGGUUACGAACCUGUUAGCCAGGCUGCGUGA